UGCCAACUCCGUUAUAUAAGGGUAAGAGAGCACCCACCGCGGUGCAUUCUCCUACCAACAACACGAGGUCGGACAUCUUGUUGACUUGACAGCUGUCAUAUUUUCCCGCCAUGGCGCCAGUUUCCCGCGUUUCGUUAUUGCUCGUAAUAGCACUUGUCUGCUUGGACUGCUGCUAUACAGCCACCAUACCCAGAAGCUUCGACCCUCGAAUUGGAGAAGAAAUGGUGCUCACUCCAAAAAAGAGACCGUUCUGCAACGCAUUCACAGGUUGCGGCCGUAAGCGGUCCCAAACACCAGGAAUGCCUCAAGAAAUAAUUAGACAACGACAGUUUGUCGACGAUGAAGCAUUGGGUUCGUUAUUGGAUUCAGAGAACGCAAUCGAUGAACUUUCCCGCCAAAUAUUGUCCGAAGCGAAACUGUGGGAGGCGAUACAAGAGGCCAGCGCAGAAAUUGCUAGGCGGAAACAAAAGGAUUACCAGUAAAUAAUUGAAGAGUGCUGGUGUCGUGGUAUUGCUGGUUUAACGAGGGUGUUAAGGGUACAUCUUUUUCUUUACUUGUUAAUUUUCCUUUUUUUACAGUUAAAGUUGCAUUGGCUUUAAUUACUACUUUUUUCUUUAUUGCGCUUUGGCUGCAUAGCCAUUAGCCAAAGCAAAAAAAAAAAAUUAUGCAACGACAAAUAAGUAUCUGCCUCUUUUUUUAUUUAACUAAUUACUGGCAGAAAUGUUAAACUUUUUAAAAUUCGUAAAAACUGGCGCGAUAAUUAUUUAUAAACUGUGAAGAGAAAAUCACUCCAUUAGGUAUUGUUAAGUCAUCUUUAUUAUUUUUAAUA
Messenger RNA from Galleria mellonella (greater wax moth), 829 nucleotides. RefSeq names its product cardioactive peptide (gene CCAP). The coding region runs from base 111 to 482 and encodes 123 amino acids. The record is from RefSeq and is a predicted model, not a curated record. Lineage: Eukaryota; Metazoa; Arthropoda; Insecta; Lepidoptera; Pyralidae. The transcript is spliced from 5 exons.